Molecule: messenger RNA, 2715 nt
Organism: Hemiscyllium ocellatum (epaulette shark)
Lineage: Eukaryota; Metazoa; Chordata; Chondrichthyes; Orectolobiformes; Hemiscylliidae
Product: alpha-1,4-N-acetylglucosaminyltransferase-like
Exons: 4
Coding region: 305-1384 (359 amino acids)
Biological process (GO): protein O-linked glycosylation
Molecular function (GO): acetylglucosaminyltransferase activity
Source: RefSeq, a predicted model, not a curated record
CCAGCAUGUAGGACAGCUCUCGCCUUAACACAAUACCUGAUUGCUAUGCCCAUGAAUUGGACCCCAUUUUUCCCAAACAAACCUCUGUGUAAUGCCUUUACCUCAUUAAUCUUGUUUGCCCUAUGGUCAUUUGCAUGUGGCUCAGAACUUCCCGAUACUGUGACACACCUGAUGUGAACCUUUCCAUCUACACAUACACACCCAUUCGGCUCCUGAAUGUGAAAGCAAUUUAUUGAUAUAAAACAGCUCAUUGUCUGGUUCACAGACUGGAUUCAUCCGGAAUAUUGAAAAACUAUCUCCAGAGAUGAAAAGGUGUCAGACCCUCACCUUAUUUUUCCUAACACUAAUAGUUGUCAUCUUUCUUUUCACAAGCCCCUCAUUUGAUAACAUUUUUUUAAGAGUAAAUGAUUUUACAAUCAUUCUGACAAACUAUUCGGCUAAAAUAAUGUCCAUUGGCCAAUGGUCUGAGAACAAGGUGAUUGUGAAACGCCCACACCCAAGCACAGAGCCUGGAAUUAUGUUUUUACAAACCUCCACUGAACUAAACCCUUCCCCAUUGGUCAUCUGCAGCAUCGAAUCAGCAGCUAGACUAAACCCAAACAAACCAGUUUAUUACUUCAUGCGAGGAUUCACUGGGAAAGUAUCUGCGUAUCGAGAACCUGAGUACAAAGGCAUCCCUCUGCUUUCUUCAUUCAAGAAUGUCAUCAUCUUGCCCUUGAAUCCUAAAGAAUUGUUCAACAACACGCCCUUGGCUGGAUGGUAUGUGAAGGUAGAUCCCAGCAAGGAAGGACACUGGUUGCAUGUGCUAGCUGAUGGCUGCCGGCUAGCCUUGCUGUGGAAGUACGGGGGCAUCUAUCUGGACUCGGAUAUCAUUUCACUCAAACCCUUGGAGUUCCGAAACUUUCUCUGUGAACAGUCGAGUAAUUAUGCCAAUAAUGCAGCUUUGGGAUUUAACCGCUCUCAUUCCUUUACCAAGAUGUGCUUAAGAGAUUUUGUUGAUAAAUACAAUGGAGCAGCUUGGGGCCAUCAGGGUCCAGACUUGAUGACCCGAAUGUUGAAGAAAUGGUGUGGAACUGAUAAUCUCAAUAACUUCCGCAACAAAGAUUGCAAAGGGAUUAUUUUCUUGUCCAACAACUGGUUCUAUCCAGUUCCAUAUUCUAAUUGGGGAAGGUUCUUUCGUAAAAAUACAUGGAAUAACAGCAAUGAUGCAAUCGAAAAGGAAUUCUCAAAGACUAGUGGAGUACAUAUCUGGAAGUAUAUGAUUGGUCAUCAGAAAAUUGAAAUCAAAGCAAGUCGAUCUUUGAUAGAAUAUUUAUUUAGUGAAUACUGUCCAAGCACAUACAAAUCUCUCCCAUCCCAGAUAGAAAAACCAGCAAAAAAUUAGUAACAUUGUCACUGAACAUCCUGGUUACACUGAACCUCCAUGUUAACGUGGACAAGGCAGGUUAGAACAGGAUGAUUCCUGGUCUAGUUUUGGUGAUCUUUCUUCCUGGGAUAUUUUUGAAUGUUGCCCAGCAUUUUUACACUAAUUGUUAAUUAUUACAAACAUCACUGCUAUGCAAACCAAUCACUGUGGCUGAGUUAAUGGAAUCCCACUUGGCUCCAUCUCAUGGAAUCUUCACUGGGAUCUUCCUGCUGUCCAUGAGGCUGCUGGGUGAUGGUAAGGAUUGGGUUUUGGUGUAGCUUGGUGUCCCAGAUGACAGUAGGAGAUAUGUAGAGGGGGGAAAAGGGGUCAGCAAAAAGAUGGAUGCUCUUUGUCUUUUGAACAUCACAUAUUUCUCCAACAAGAUGAAGACUAAACCAACCACUGGCCAAGGUCUCACACUCCCUUUCACUCUCACGAGCCAGCCUCUAGUUGUAUUUCUGCCCUGAGGUAAUUCACGUGGUACAGGAGCUGUCCUAUCUGAGGUGGACUAUAUACGUACAAGCCUGAAGGUCUCAGGCCCUCUUGUGAAAGUUCUGCUCAUUAUUAAACCAAUCAGCAGUAUCCGGGGACUGCAAAGCUUCCCAAUCCCAGAGUCGGAAAGUCAGUUCCACCUGUCUGUCUAUCAGAAUUGUUGCAAUUUCUUGCAUCUGAAGUAGAUCCUGCAGGUGUCAUCGGGCAUGGGAAUCCAAUCUUCUGUUUCUCUGAACCCAAGGCUUAGUCUUCUCUUGAAUAAUUCAUGGUGUUACUUUCUGCUCAGUAAGCACUGAGGUUACUUCGAUCAGAUCGGGGACAGUUAAUCGGUGCUCCUCAGUCAUCCUGAUUUCAGGUCUCGCGGACUUACUUGGAAUCUUGUCUCUUGGUGGAAUCCCACAAUCAUUGUGUUCCCGGUUACUCUGUCUCUGGCUAGUGACUGGUCAGGAAUGUGGAAUGUGGAGUUUAAUGUUGGUGAUGCUGCCUGGGAUCUGAAAGUCACUUUGAUCGUCACGAUUCAGAAGGAUUCUGAAUAGUUACUUAUGUUUAAAACAUUCUCAGGUUAUUUCUGCUUCCUGGUGGAUGAUGAAACUCGUGAAAAGUUUUAGUUUUCUAUCUUGUAUACUUUGAUUAAUUCAUUAACAUGAUGAAUGGAUCUAUUUUUAAAUUACUGCAAUGUUUCUGUCUUCUUGAUGAUGUGUGAAUAUGUAAAUCUCUGCUGAUGAUUUUGACGCAGUAAAUUGCUUUGGACAGGGUUGAAUUUGCCGUUGAUUUUAUUCGCCUCUGUGCUGGAUUGAGUCAUCAAUCCCACUCGGGUU